AUGGCGUCGACCAAUAUAAGGGACCUGCUGACUGCCUUCAGUCCUUCGUUGGAUUACUUCGCAAUCAGCUCCGGCGACGGUCGAGUGAAGAUUUGGGACACGCUGAAGGGCCAGGUGCACACGGAGUUUGCAGACAUAGCGUCCACUGAUGUGAGUCUGCUGGCCAAGGCGGAGAGAGGGCACCUCUCGGUCGAUUAUACGUGCAUGAAAUGGCUCUCCCUGGACAGAAAGAAGAAAAGGAAGAUAGGGAGUUCGUUGUUAGUGUUAGGAACUGGUAGUGGGGAUGUCCUGGCCCUUGACGUUGCUGCUGGUCAACCCAAGUGGAUAGUUAGUGAUUGCCAUCCCGGGGGUGCAACUUCGAUUUCAUUUUCUACCAGUGAAUCAAGCAUUUACACUGCAGGCGCUGAUGGAAUGAUUUGCAAGAUCGAUCCACAAACUGGAAAUGUGUUGGGAAAGUUCAAAGCUUCAUGCAAAGCAAUAUCCUCUAUGUGUGUUUCUCCAGAUGGCAAGAUAUUGGCCACUGCUGCUUCACAGUUGAAAACUUUCAAUUGCUCUGAUCACAGAAAAAUACAGAAAUUUUCUGGUCAUCCAGGAGCUGUGCGGUGUAUGAUUUUUACUGAUGAUGGAAAAUACAUUCUCUCUGCAAGUGGUGAAAGAUAUGUUGCACUUUGGAGAACUGGCAGUGGCAAAAAACAGUCGGCCUGUGUUUUUGCAAUGGAGCAUCCUGCAGUUUACCUUCAUGCCAAGUGUUUUGAGAAAGGUGAAGCAGAUGACAAUGAGGGUCUCUAUGUUCUGGCCAUCUCAGAGACCGGUGUUUGUUACACAUGGUGUGGGCAGAGUGUUGAGGAACUACAGACUGCCAAGCCCACAAAGGUCUCACUAUCUUAUGAUGAUAAAAAGCACAGGGGUGCACUGCCUGCAAUAUUUGCAGCACAAUUACAAGUCAUCCCCAAACCUACAUCUGCAAAUGUGUAUCUUGCCUAUGGUCUGUUGGUGAAGCCUUCAUUUCAGAAAGUAUUAGUCGAAGCUGGGAAUGAUGUCGAGUUAAGUAGUUUUCAGGAUGGAGUUCUCUUUCCUACUAGGCAGUCCAUUAGAUCUAAGAAAGGGAUGGAUCGAGUUACUGCUUUGGACCGUGCUAAUGUGGAGGAUGCCCUUCUUCCAGUGGCAAAAGUAUCCGAUAUUCAUGUUGCUUUGGAUAGCCGAAGUCAAGUUGAGUCUUUAGAGUUUAAAGAUGACAUGGUAGAUGUUGAGACUCCAACAACUAGCAUGGAGACACGAUUGAGACAAUUGAGAAUACUACCGAGCGAUGGUGACAUCGUCAAACCUGUGAUGGAUUCUUUAACUUCUAUGGGAAUCCAGCUCGAAGAUAACUUCCCCCAAAAGAAGAUCAGGGCUUCUGUUUUUUCCAUGGAACCAAGCAAUGCAUACAAGUUACUCGAGACCUUGGUGUCCAUAUGGAAGUUGAGAUUACAUAGUGGAAAGUCGGUGCUAGCAUGGAUGUCCUGGAUAUUGGUCGUUCAUGGUCAAUACAUUGUGGCCCAAGAAAAAUCUGAAGAAACCCAAUUGCUAAGCUCCUUGCUGAAGAUUACCAAAUCUAGAGAGGCUGCUGUACAACCUUUAUUGCAGUUAUCAGGUCGUUUUCAGCUUGUGACAGCACAGUUUGACACGGACUCCCUGAAGAGUAACCAUGCUGAAUUGCCGGACGACCAAGUGGAAGAUGAAGAUGAUGACGACGAUGAGGAUGUUGAUGAGCGUAUAUAUGGUCAGGAAGACGAUGAAUCCGAUUUAAGCAGUGAUGAUGAUAAGUAG
This is a messenger RNA of Linum trigynum, 1809 nucleotides long. The record is from the annotation of a GenBank genome assembly. Lineage: Eukaryota; Viridiplantae; Streptophyta; Magnoliopsida; Malpighiales; Linaceae.